Messenger RNA from Protopterus annectens (West African lungfish), 4977 nucleotides. Its product is annotated as gamma-aminobutyric acid receptor-associated protein-like 1. Gene Ontology annotation, cellular component: autophagosome membrane; cytosol; autophagosome. Gene Ontology annotation, molecular function: GABA receptor binding; ubiquitin protein ligase binding. NCBI's taxonomy places the organism in Eukaryota, Metazoa, Chordata, Ceratodontiformes, Protopteridae. The transcript is spliced from 4 exons. The record is from RefSeq and is a predicted model, not a curated record. Gene Ontology annotation, biological process: macroautophagy; cellular response to nitrogen starvation; autophagy of mitochondrion. The coding region runs from base 209 to 562 and encodes 117 amino acids.
GCAAUUGUUAUUGUUGAUCAGCUGAGCAAGAGCAGAGCUGCAGAGUCAUUGCACAUGUAAACCCUCCUCCAAUCAAAACCUGAGCAGGCUAGUUCAGAACAAAGGAGCAGACAGAGCUUCAUCGAAAAGGUCGUCAUCUACGAAUCCAAACACAAAGCAAAAAAUCACCAGCACAUUUCAGAUUACAUAGAAAAAAAGACAAGCAAGAAUGAAAUUUCAAUACAAAGAGGAUCAUCCCUUUGAAUACAGGAAAAAGGAAGGAGAGAAAAUCAGGAAAAAAUACCCUGACAGAGUGCCAGUAAUUGUGGAGAAGGCACCAAAAGCCAGAGUACCUGAUCUGGAUAAGAGAAAAUACCUUGUGCCAUCUGAUCUAACAGUGGGACAGUUCUACUUUUUGAUCCGGAAAAGAAUUCACCUGCGACCAGAGGAUGCCCUUUUCUUCUUUGUAAACAACACAAUCCCACCAACCAGUGCCACAAUGGGACAACUGUAUGAGGAUAACCAUGAAGAAGACUUCUUUCUGUAUGUGGCCUAUAGUGAUGAAAGUGUCUAUGGACAGUGAAGGGAAGUGAACCCAUUGUGUGGAUAGAGGAUCAGAUGGACUUUGAUGGCACAUAUGAUCUCACACAUUCUUGAGCCAAACUGAAAAAUUUAAAUAAUAAAAAGUUAAAACAUAUAAAUAAACAUAAUUCAGGGUCCUCUGUGAGGGGCCAGCACUGCGGCUCUGCACCCCCCCAUUUCAGUAAGUAACUGUAUGUGGCUAGAAAAGUGGGUUUCCUACUGUAACAGUUUUAGAGUAAUUCCAUGAGUGCUAGACUUUGGGACACAGGCAAAGAAAAUUAGGACUACUUCUUACACAAAAGGCACAUUUCCAUAUUCCCAAAAGUAUGUGUGUCCAUACUUUCCUUUGGGCACUUGCAGUCAGAAAUGAUCAGAAUGUAUUGUUCCUUUUUAAGCUGCAUCUUAUAGCAUGACACAUAGCUCAUAUUCCAGUCUGUAGCCCCCAAAUCUACUACCAGGAGGAGCUAGAGACUGACAGUGGCAUAAUUUAAUGCAUUUCUCACUUUUUGGUGACCAGUACUGGGGCAAGAGUACUACAUCAGUGGAUACUGUUGACUAUAACUUGAUUUCUUUAGAAUUGUGCUUUGGCUAACUACUGAAUGAUAUAAUAAGAGUUUUCUGUUAAUAAGCAGAUGUGUACCACUUAGUGCAGCCUUCCAGUGGUGUACUAGUGCAGAACGGUGACUGAGGAAAAAAACUGCUGAUACCAGUCAGGACUGGGAAGAAAUAAUGGGAUCACGCUAUAGUUUGUAAAAAAGUUUAAUUUACCUAUUUCUACUCUUAAUCCUGUGGUACCCCAUACCAAAAACAUGCCAGGCAUAUGCAUAUCUACCAAUCAAUGACCAGGCCAGGAUUCUAGUGCGAGGCUACAAUCUGCAGUGACAGACCUCUGAAGGUAUGCCACUAUCACUGCAACCAUCAGGUGUUUGUUUAUGGUUUAAUGCCAGCUGUAUAUUGUACAGUCUUGGUACUCCCUUAAGUUAAACAAAACCUCUGUGCCAUAAAACUGCAGAAAAGUAUCAUUAAAAGGUAUCUCAAAUGCCAUAAAUGUUAUGUUCUUAUGGCAGUGAUUUUGAACAACCUUAACAACAUCACAUAUGCUGUCACAGGGAACGUAUGAACUCUAGACCUUUGGAGGCCUUCAGGCUGCCAAAAAAAAAAUAAAAAACUUUCCUAACCUGCUUGCAGAAUAAGGUAAAAGGCAAAGCUGAUCUGUGGAUUAACUGCAUCAGAUAACAAAGGAGAAGUCAUACAGAGUAAACCCCCAAGAUGAAAUCUCAGAUUAAGACAGAGCAGCUGUCUGAAUAUUCAUAUGCCCUUUCAAAAGGGCCUCCUCUCGACAGUACACAAAGGUACUACAACAAAUGCAUACAGAUAAGCAGUCUGGCCAUGCUGAUGCUCCUGAAAAGUAAACUGCUGCAAUCUGUCAACACACGUUAUAUUUACCAUUGGCCAUGUGACCUAGAGUAUGGCUAAGAAGGGCUUGCAUUUGAUCGGUUCAGUAGUUCUCUCCUGUUUAACAAAUAUAUGUUAAAUAAAAAUAUGUAGUCAUUAAACUGAUCAGGGACUUUGACAAGAAUGUGACUGUAAACCUUGUAAGAAGGGCUUUACAAAGUAAUGCUACCACAGUGCUUGUUUGUCACAGUUCAGGCAACAUACAUUUUACUAGAAGUCGUACAAACUGUCUUCUCUUCAGAUACAAGUUGCAUAUGUAAAAUAAAACUAAGAACUCAGAAAAAAUGUUAUGAAACGGUACUUUUGCAGGUUACCAUUGUUACAACCUUGUAAUUACAACAUGAGCAGUAAGAUAGAUGUGGGGGUGUAAUGGCAUGUAAGACAAUUAGCCAAGAUGCUGUUUGGAAAAUCUUAAACUACUAAACUCUGUACAGAGUACUUUGACUUUGCAUAACAAGGAAAUGAUGACAGUACAGAUAGCAAUAUAUUUAAGUGUUGGGGAGUACCCUGCACUUUCAUAUGCAGGGAGGUCUUAAACCACCCCCCCCCCCACACACACACACACAACUUAUUUCCACUCAAUAAAGUUACACAGCAAUACAGGAGAGGAAUAACAACAGGAAGAGAAGGUGCCCCUUCUUUAGUGCCAUAUAGUCUUAGACUGACAGAGCAGGGAGGGGGUCAGAUCCCCAAAAGUAGGGUGGGAGAGCUUGCACCUCCUGCAUAAAUAUCUUGUCAUUCUGUACUUCUUUUCAUUUUCCCGGUUUGGUAGAAUACCACUUUGGUGUAAAAGUUUUGUUAUUUUUAUAAUUUGCUGAGUAGUGACUUUGGUGAAUGAUCAUGUGCCUGGCAUAACGCAGUAUGCUGAUAUUGUAGUAUUAAAUAUAAACAACUGAAAUGUUAAUUAUUAAUUAAUUAUAUCUUGAUAGGACACCACACAUUGUUCUUACAGAGUCUUAUUUGGACGUGGAUGUUUUUUGUCUGCAACAGAUGGAUUUCCCAUCUUAAAAUGUUAGAUGUUAUCAACCUGUUUCUAUUACUUUCCAAAAGUAAGAAAAUUUCAGUAAGAUAUAAUACUUUCUCUAUAUAUAGCGAUUGCUGAGAGUUGGUUAGAAGCAGAUAUGUAAACUGUGUCGUGUGUUAGUAACAUAUAUUUCACUCUGUACAACCUGAGUUAUCCAGUGGUGCUGUUGAGACAGUUGAUACAAUGAACUCAUGGGAGAUACAUCAGUUAAUUUUGAACACCUCAGUCUGUUUAACAAAAGGGAGAGAGACAAAGAGAGAGAGAGAGAGACAAAAUUAUUGCACUCCAGAACUGACAAGUGCAAAUUUAUGUUACCCUGGUCCUUGACACCAAAGAGAAAUGCCAAAGAAACAGCCAUAGUAGAGAGCCCAUUCUCACACUGCGCUGUCUAUGUAAGGAUAUUUUUUUUUAGUUUGCACCAGAAAAGUACAGUAAAUAUGUAAAUAUAUAAGGAACAAAUGGCUAACUGAAAACAACUUUUGUAUACCUGGUAUAUGUUGCAAUCAUUAAUCAAUUAGGUUUCACGGUAGUGCUUAAUACUGCAAUACCCCACUCACAUGUGUUUAUGUGCUUAAAAAACAAACAAAAAAUAGCAUUAUUCUAUACUGAGGGAAUGUGUAAUAAUUUUUCUGAUUACCUGUUGGGCUAGCAUUAAGACUGUCUCAUAGUGCAGGCAGAUAUUUAUUCAGCCACACUCACUUUUACACGUUUCGUAACUAUAGUAAGACACUCCAAAAGUGUGCAUUAGACAGUUUUAAUUACUGCCUAAAGGUCCCAGAGGUACUGGUCUCUCUAGGUCUGAUGACUCAUUCUACCCAUGCAACCGUACAUUAGAACUGUCUAAUUCAAAGCUUUAGCAGAAACUGUAGCUUCUUUAUAGAGCAGAAACGUACUAGUUUGUCCAGAUAUUUCUUUCUUCACUUUUUUUAUAUAAUGCAUUUCUUGCUGAUUUUCUGAUCUACCCCUAAAAUGGAAACUCCCUGCAUCUCCAUGGAUAAAUGAUUCUCUGAGGAAUUAACAUUAGUUUCCUGUCUUCGCUUUGAUAAACUCAUUUCUAGUCACAGCAUCCUCACAGAGAAACCCUUACAUAAAGCACUUUAUCUUUCAAGUAUCUUGUAUUUAUGUUACUAUUUGUAGUUUUCAAUUAUUUAGAUAUCUGUAGUUAUGCACUAGCGUCUUGAGAUAAUGGUCCACUCAAAAAAUGAAUGUUAUUCUGGAAUAUUUUAGCUCUGGGGUUUUAGAUUAAAAUACACAUGGAAAUUGUUGGUAAGCAUAGUUUCAUUAAUGAUAGUACUAAAAGCGGAGAUAGUGGUUGCAGAGUGGUGUGGUUUUUCUUAAGUAGAUGAACUAGAAAAGAAUUUAAAAAGAAAUGUAUGUUGUAUAAUAUUAUGGAUAAUGUAAAAAGAAAUUUAUAAAACUGGACCAAAUAAAAAGCCAAAUUGCAAAAUUAUAUUGAGUCAAUGCAGCUACCAUUCCUCAUCUCACCUCAGCGUUUUUAAACCAUCAGUCAGUGGAGGCUGGGUCUUUGAUACUGCGUUUGGGUAGAAAAAAUGAGUGCCAUUUAACUUACACUGUUGUUGUGAAUGUAAACUCAAGCACGAUACAUUUACCCUUCCUGAGGUUGUGUUCCGUGUAACACAGAACAACAGAGUGCAGUUGAGGAGGACCUGACCUACCAAGUCUGCCUAUUUCAGUAUCUGUUAUAAAAGAAACAGGGUGACGGUCUCUUCUCUGUGUCCUAUGGUAGCAGCAAUAAAAAUGGAAUUGACAUGUUUUUAUAACUCAUUUGUAGUACUGUAAUUGGCAAAUGUAACAUUAUAAGAGCAGAGUCUGUAGAAACUUCUCCCUAACAUGUUUCAGAACUGUACCUAAAUCAUACAAAAUGAGAAUAUAAGCACUGUUUUGAAAUGGAUACAGGAAUAAAAUGUUUUAAUUUA